Dichomitus squalens LYAD-421 SS1 is the source of this 1986-nucleotide messenger RNA. RefSeq names its product glycoside hydrolase family 47 protein. Gene Ontology annotation, molecular function: calcium ion binding; mannosyl-oligosaccharide 1,2-alpha-mannosidase activity. The coding region runs from base 367 to 1986 and encodes 539 amino acids. The transcript is spliced from 14 exons. NCBI's taxonomy places the organism in Eukaryota, Fungi, Basidiomycota, Agaricomycetes, Polyporales, Polyporaceae. Gene Ontology annotation, biological process: N-glycan processing; carbohydrate metabolic process. The record is from RefSeq and is a predicted model, not a curated record. Gene Ontology annotation, cellular component: endoplasmic reticulum; Golgi membrane.
ACAGAUAGCAGGGGCCCGACGCUUGCUGUAAAGGUCCGAGUGACACUCCUUUCCAACAUCAGAAUGCAAUCAUACGCUCGCUUCCUAUCAUAUCGCAGGCAUCGAAAAUAAGUGGUCACUGGACAGGCACCCUGCCUCAAACGCGCUCUGGAGGUGAAGCGAUGUUGACGGAGGUUGUCAGGUCGAGCCGACUAUGACCUCGUUGCCGCGUGCGCCUGGGCACAUCGGCCAGGCUCUACAUGAGAGACACGGAAGCCGAUGACGGUUCCCCGCCGUAUAUAAGAUCACGCCCACACGCGCGUUCAGCGGCCUCCUGUCGCGUCCUCUCCCCUUCUUCGUGGAUUUGCCGCCUACCGGAAGGUCGCCAUGGUGUCUUGGUCGCUCCGCACUUCGGUCGUCGCGCUCGCGUGUGUCUCCGGCACCCUUGCUGCCAACAUUCAAAGCCCCUUCGUGAUCUUGCCUCUGGAUGCUCCCAUACACAGGCAGAACGUCAAGAACAUCUUCUUGACGAGCUGGGACGCGUAUAAGCAGUAUGCGUACCCUCACGACGACCUGACCCCCAUUUCGGAGUCUUGGACCGAUGGCCGCAAUGGUUGGAGUGCGUCGCUCGUGGACGCCCUCACCACUCUCGCUAUCAUGGGCGAGACGGAAAUCUUCGAGGAAGCCGUCAACCACACCGCCACUGUGGACUUCACGAUUGACCAUUCUAAUAGCACUGCUAGUGUCUUCGAGUCUACCAUCCGUUACGUUGGCGGUAUGCUCAGCGCAUACGAGCUGACCAACAAGAAGUACCCUGUACUCGUGAAGCAGGCUCAGACACUCGCGGACAAGCUUUCUGCCGCAUGGUCUCUUGGCAAUGUUGUUCCCUACGGCGAGGUGGACGUCAACACCAGCACGCCAGCGAUUGCGACGUCUAAUAUCGCUGAGGCGGGCACACUGACCUUGGAGUGGUCACGCCUUGCCGAGUACACCGGGAACGACACUUAUCGGGCUCUCGCCGAAAACUCCGUGAGAACCAUUAUCGCUGAGCCAGAUCCUAUUCCCGGCUUCCCGGCUCAGGGUAUUGACCCCGCGACCAACCAGCCCGUUGGUGCAUACGUCACCUGGGGCGGAGGAUCCGACAGCUACCUCGAGUACCUAAUCAAGUAUGCUCGUCUCACGAACACCAAUGAUAACAUCUUUGCGGACACUUGGGCUACCGCCGUCGAUUCGUCUAUUAGGACUCUUCUGAGGAAAUCGACUGUCGGGAACUGGACUUACCUUGCCGAUCUCGACGACAGCGGCACCAUCCGCCACAUUGGCUCACACCUCGCGUGCUUCAUGGCUGGCAACUGGAUCAUGGGCGGUCAGCUCCUCAACAACCAGACCAUUGUCAAUCACGGUCUCGACCUCAACGAGGGUUGCUGGAACACCUAUGCGAGCACGGCCACCGGCAUUGGUCCGGAGGCGUUUGGCUACUUCUCUACAGAUGGCAACUAUACCGGAUCGACCCCCUCUGAGGGCGACAUUUCGUUCUACGACCAACAUGGCUUCUUCAUCCUCGAUGGCUCCGAGUACUACUACAUGCGCCCCGAGGUGCUCGAGUCCAACUUCUACGCGUGGCGCCAUACGGGCAACGUCAAGUACUACGAACGCGCGAUCUCCGCAUACAAGAGUUUCCAGACGUAUCUCAAGACGCCAACCGUCGCGUUCGCGCCGAUCAACAACGUCAACCAGCUCGACUCUGGCUUCAUCGACGACAUGGAGAGCUUCUGGUUCGCCGAGGUCCUCAAGUACCUAUACCUCACCUUCGACGAUCCCAACCACAUCAGCUUGGACAAGUUUGUCUUCAACACUGAGGCGCACCCGUACAUCGCGCCCCCCGCGAAGGCGUCCUACGGUAGCGGCAAGUUGCGCGGCCCCGCGUCGACGCCGUUCAAGCCCCUCUCUGGCAACCUCCCUCUCGUCAGCGCAGCCGCCAAGCUUCCUGUGAAGGAGCCGAACUGA